Sardina pilchardus (European sardine) is the source of this 1106-nucleotide messenger RNA. RefSeq lists its product as uncharacterized. The transcript is spliced from 4 exons. NCBI's taxonomy places the organism in Eukaryota, Metazoa, Chordata, Actinopteri, Clupeiformes, Clupeidae. The record is from RefSeq and is a predicted model, not a curated record. Bases 73 to 960 code for a protein of 295 amino acids.
GCUUUUUCACAGACAUACCAAACCGUGGAAACGCCAUUUCAACUCUAAAUUGUGCUUUGGUUCAAAGUAGAGAUGAAGGCAAUCAUUUUGUUGUUAGGAAGUCUCUGUGUUUGCCUUGCAGCACCAGUUGAGGAACAUCAUGACAGAGUGGGCAGAUCAGCAGUGAGUGGCAGUGAGGAAACGGGCCUGCGAACCUUGCUGACCGAAGUGAGAGAUACCCUUGCCAGCGUUAACCAAAACCAAAACCCAAUCCCCCAACCACAACCCCAACCACAACCCCAACCAGAGUUGGUAGCCCCACAGCCACCCGCUCCAGGUAUCAACAUUCAUGGACCCUCUCCUCCCGUGAUCGAACCAGAGAUGAAUCCUGCAGCAGGCCCGGCCACCAUCAACCUGGUCAUCAGACAGCAGCCACAGCAGCCACAGCCACUGCCGGACAUCAUGCAGACCCUGCAGCCGGGCCAACCAAUUACCGGGCUGAUCCAGGCCACCAGUGAUCCCAACGCUGUGGUUCUUGGACCAUGUGGACCUAAUUCCCCAGGUGCGCCAUGCUACCUUCCCUACGGCGGUCUGCCGCAACCAAGACUUGGCCCAUAUUCCCAGUAUAGCCCUUAUCCUACAUACCCCUCAUACCCCUACAUAAAUUCUCCAGUCGGCGCUUUCACAAGUCCUGUAGCUCUUGUAAAUCCACAGGUUAACCCCUACAACCCCUACAGCCAAUAUAACCCCUACAGCCAAUUUAACCCCUACAUUGGGUAUAAUCAGGGCAUGACCCCAAAUCUGGGUUUGACCUCAAAUCUGGGCAUGACCCCAAAUCUGGGCAUGACCCCAAAUCUGGGUUUGACCCCAAAUCUGGGCAUGACCCCAAAUCUGGGCAUGACCCCAAAUCUGGGCAUGACCCCAAAUCUGAGCAUAACCCCUCCGAUCAUUUUUAGAGAAGGUGCAGUGAGGACCCAGUAACAGCAAGCAAUGUGGAGUGAUGUGUAGGCUAUUGCAUUAUUUUUUCCCCUUCAUCUUGCAUAUAUGAUAGUUAUAUGUAGGUCUAGCCAAGGUAUGUAUGGCAUGCAAUGUUUGGUUAAUGAAUGCACAUUAAAAUGACAUCUCUA